Messenger RNA from Condylura cristata (star-nosed mole), 5698 nucleotides. It is a transcript of the gene ADCYAP1R1, whose product is annotated as adenylate cyclase activating polypeptide 1 (pituitary) receptor type I. The transcript has 16 exons. Gene Ontology annotation, biological process: adenylate cyclase-modulating G protein-coupled receptor signaling pathway; cell surface receptor signaling pathway. The record is from RefSeq and is a predicted model, not a curated record. Gene Ontology annotation, molecular function: vasoactive intestinal polypeptide receptor activity; G protein-coupled peptide receptor activity; peptide hormone binding. NCBI's taxonomy places the organism in Eukaryota, Metazoa, Chordata, Mammalia, Eulipotyphla, Talpidae. Gene Ontology annotation, cellular component: neuron projection; plasma membrane. The coding region runs from base 165 to 1598 and encodes 477 amino acids.
CCCGCGGCCAGCGGAGACACGGGCUCGGCGCGCUCCUCGGCGCCACGCUGUCUUCUCCCCGCGGCGCGGGGCUCGCAGUCUCCGCCGCGCGCUCUCCCCACGGAGUCCGUCCCGGGCUGGCCCGCGGCUCCGCGGCCAGGUCCUGCGGCGAGCAGGCCACCGCCAUGCAUUCUGACUGCCUCUUCAAGAAGGAGCAGGCUGUGUGCCUGCAGAAGAUCCAGAGGGCAAAUGACCUGCUGGGCUUGAAUGACUCCUCCCCAGGCUGCCCCGGAAUGUGGGACAACAUCACAUGUUGGAAGCCUGCCCAAGUGGGUGAGAUGGUCCUCGUCAGCUGCCCAGACCUCUUCCAAAUCUUCAACCCGGACCAAGUCUGGGAGACCGGAACCCUUGGAGAUUUUGAUGAUUUCAUUGAAAGUAAUUCCUUGGCUCUUUCAGACAGGAGGGUGGUGAGCCGGAACUGCACGGAGUAUGGUUGGUCGGAGCCCUUCCCUCACUACUUUGAUGCUUGUGGGUUUGAGGAAUAUGAAUCGGAGACGGGGGACCAGGAUUACUACUAUCUGUCGGUGAAAGCUCUGUACACGGUCGGCUACAGCACGUCCCUGGUCACCCUCACUACUGCCAUGGUCAUCCUGUGUCGCUUCCGGAAGCUGCACUGUACCCGCAACUUUAUCCACAUGAACUUGUUCAUAUCGUUCAUGCUGAGAGCCAUCUCUGUCUUCAUCAAGGACUGGAUCCUCUAUGCAGAGCAGGACAGCAACCACUGCUCCAUCUCCACCGUGGAAUGCAAGGCCGUGAUGGUUUUCUUCCACUACUGUGUGGUCUCCAACUACUUCUGGCUGUUCAUCGAAGGCCUGUACCUUUUUACCCUACUGGUGGAAACCUUCUUCCCUGAGAGGACAUACUUCUACUGGUACACCAUUAUUGGCUGGGGGACUCCAACCGUGUGUGUCACAGUGUGGGCUGUGCUGCGUCUCUACUGCGACGACACGGGGUGCUGGGAUAUGAAUGACAACACAGCUCUGUGGUGGGUGAUCAAAGGCCCUGUGGUUGGCUCUAUAAUGGUUAACUUUGUGCUGUUUAUCGGCAUCAUUGUCAUCCUCGUGCAGAAGCUUCAGUCCCCAGACAUGGGCGGCAACGAGUCCAGCAUUUACUUCAGCUGCGUGCAGAAAUGCUACUGCAAGCCACAGCGGGCUCAGCAGCACUCUUGCAAGAUGUCAGAACUGUCCACCAUUACUCUACGGCUAGCUCGGUCCACUCUGCUGCUCAUCCCGCUAUUUGGAAUCCACUACACGGUAUUUGCCUUCUCCCCGGAGAACGUCAGCAAGAGAGAGAGACUCGUGUUUGAACUGGGGCUGGGUUCCUUCCAGGGCUUUGUGGUGGCUGUUCUCUACUGCUUUCUGAAUGGGGAGGUGCAGGCGGAGAUCAAGCGCAAGUGGCGGAGCUGGAAGGUGAACCGCUACUUCGCUGUGGACUUCAAGCACCGACACCCGUCCCUGGCCAGCAGCGGGGUGAAUGGGGGCACCCAGCUCUCCAUCCUGAGCAAGAGCAGCUCCCAGAUCCGCAUGUCCGGGCUGCCAGCUGACAACCUGGCCACCUGAGUGCCCUCCCCUCUCCUUUCCUCUGUACACAGGCUGGGGCUGCGGGGCGCUGGCCUGGGCAUGCCCUGCUCUUCUCUCCCCUCGGGCAGGCCCUGGGCUUCCUGAGGGGGGAGGAGGAUGCAGGAAGCAGGCGGGUUUUCUCCUUCCCAUUUUGGCGCUGUUCCCACCCACCAUGGGCCCGGGGUCCUGACCCCAGAUGUGUAAAUAUUCCUCCAGUUUGGAAACUUUGUCCCACCCCUACUCCUCAGCCGGGUGUCCCUGCUUGCCUUCAGCAGGUCCCCAGCUCCAUCUCACCCUGUCUCACCAGCGGUGGUGACUACUGAACAUAUGCGUGAGGCCUUGUGAGCUAAGCCUGAAGGCCUUGCUUUGAGGGAGCUAGGGUGUGGCCUGCCUGACAGCCUCCCUUGGUGUCUGACUCGAUCUGGAAUGAAUGAGUCUGUUUCCCCCCCCCCCCCAGGCCCCUUCCCCGGCCUGGGCUCAGUCCCUGACACCUGCCAGAGGUCCAUGUGGUUGGGCUGGAGUGUCCUCCCCUAUGGGCCAUACUCAAAGCUUCCUCAUGCUCACCUAACACCCUGGUGUCCAGGUGCCGCGGUCCUGAAUAUGAGGCAGUGGGACAGCUCCAGGCCUCUCCAGUCAGACUGCAGUUGGGAUGUGGGGCUGAGGGUCAGGGAAGUUCUGGUGCUUUUCACUUAAUUCCUAAGAGCCAGAAAUAUGGAUGUGAUUUGAGAGGAGAUUGAAGGCGUUUUGGGGGACACCCAUGGAUGAAGAUCUUCACCAUCUCCAUAUUUCACCCCUGUUCAAGUUGGGCUGGGGUCAUCUGGUAGCUUUCCUUCUGGCUCCCACCCCCAGGCAUCAACCACAGAAGGUGAGAGACACAUGCCCUGGAGAACUGCUUGCUGAUCCUUUACCAUAUAGAGCCCCUAAGCCUUCCUCCUCCCCAGCUCCCCAUAAGUCAAAGCCAUGAUAGGAAUCUGCCUUCCUGUGAUGUUAGUGAAUGCUGAAGCCCGUCACAGCUCCAUGUACCCAAGGUCAGGACCACCUCCCCCGUCCUCCUCAUGGAUGGGAACCCCAUCGCCAGCUCUUCUGACCUAGGCUCAGCGAUUGAUAGAUCUCAGACUCUGCAGAGCUUUCCCUCUUGACAUUGAAUCACCACCGAUGCUGGAGUGCCGAGAAGGGAAGCCGCUGCUCCCACACCUUUCCUGGAUCCCUGGCCACAAGUUAUACAAUGACAAGAGCUUAAGGAUUUCAAAAGGCCAGAGCCAGUCUGGGGGAUGCCAGAGGAAAGGGCUAGAGUGCCUGAGUCUGGGGCUGCUUCAUUCCAUGUUGACUCUCGGUGUGGUUCCUGUUCAAGUGUGUGCACAUUUGUUUUGUUCUUAUCAUCUGGGAAGCUUGGGGAAGGUUUCUUAGCUUGAUUCUAUAAAGAGUAUGGGUUUUCAGGAUGCCAACUCUGGAAAUGUUCUGGAGAGGUCUUUGAAGUGACUGGAGAAGGUUACGGUUGCUUGGUUUAGGGUUGGGUACUGUGUCCUUGGCCACCACUGGCCCCAGGACUUUGCAAAGCCAAAAGAAGCUCCCCCCUUUCCCUGGCAUGUGGGGUCUCCCUGGCUUACCGUGGGUGUGCAGUGACACUGCCAUCCCGCCCCUGGCUCUGGGACCCACCCUGGUGUCUGUUGACCACUGGGGGUAUCCCUGGAGGCCUGGGUUGCUUAGAAAGAGCCAUGCACUGGAAUUAAGACCUAGAAUCUGCUCCAGUGGGGUCCAGACUGCUGAGACAGAGGACACAGUGCUUGCUGCUGUGGACCUUAGUUUCCUCACUGGUGAGGUGGGUGACUGCUAGAGCUUCUCUAGGCUUGGUCCUUCAGUAAUUCACCGGUUCAAAACUACAAGGGCUGGUACCAUUGUCAUGUGUCAUCUGAUGUGUUGAAGUGUGUGUGUUUGUCUUUGUAGAGGUGAAGGGGGUAGGUUAUAAGGUUCCUUCGUUAGAUAUUUCUGUCUCUUCCCUUUGGAUGUCACAGUGGCUGUUGGUGGGCCAGAGGGAAGAACGGGGCCGUGGACAAAUGGCCAGAUGCCUUGGGUGUGAUGGACAGACCCAGCCAGGUCCUUGAGGGCCAGAAAUGGAUGGUCACUUAAUUCCUAAGAGCCAGAAAUAUGGAUGUGACCCAUAGGUCCUGGGAGUAGGCACCUAAGUAUGGACCCUACUUCUUCCUAUCCCCACCAGAAAUUUUGCUUCACUGAAGAAGAAACUGACUUUAUAAACUCAUCGUAAAAUUGCAAAAACAAAAUUAAGCCUCAGCUUCGUGCCAUGCUGCCUCCUGAGCCCUGGGCCAGUGUCUUUGAAGAUGUUCCUGGCUCCUGCCAUUUCAUUUCUUUCUGAACACCUUGCCAGUCUUGUAAGCAGAUGUCUUUUGAGUAUCCAAGAGGCCAGGCAGCUGGCCUUCAGGGUCACAGAUAGUGGGGGGCUCACAUGAGGUCUGGAAAAACCCUCUCUGAUGCCUGGUUUUCAGAUCUGUAGAAUGCAAUGAGGUCAGAGCUAGGUGGCUCUGGCGGCCCUGGCUUUGCAGGCUUCCUGACUCCACCCUGCCAGAGCCACGUCUUAUGCUCUGUCUCAUUGCUCAGCUCCGCCAGCCUACUUGACACACGCAGUGUUCUGCAGCGAAUCCUUCUCCAGUGUCCAUCCCUCUUCUCCCCUGGGGGAAUCGGGCCAGGGAGCUGGCACUGCACCCAAGACUUGGUGCACAUGUGUUCAUCCCCCACCAAAGGCGCUGACCCAAAAAGGGGUCCUGCCCUCCCCCCUAAGGAAAGCUAGAGGAGACUGUCUGUGGAAUCCCGUACAGCCCUUCCACAUGGGACGGAGGACCUAGGGCCUUCCAUCUUUGUCACUCUGCUCUUUGGCCUUUAUCCUUACGCAUAUAUCUUUGGGGAGGCUCCAUCCUGGAGCUGGGUGAGAACUUGGAGCUCUGCAGCUCAAGCUUUCUGGACGGCUGACAGGGCUUCGCAAGGUGCCUGAACCAUAUUGGGAUCCAGUAUUAUUUUCAACCUGAAUGAAGAAAUGAGCUGCCAUGUACCCAGCCCUGCAUGUGAGCUGGAGAGACCCUCUUAAAACUGUACAGAAAACAUUCAGUCUUGCCCAGGAGAGGAUGCUGCCUGCAGACUUAGGAUUCCAGGCUGCAGGAGAAGCAGUGGAGUCUGUAGCUUGGGGAGACCUCAGCUCUGACCCAGGCUUCAUCAUCUGCUCUGAUUUCUGGGUCUGUGCAUCCCAGUCUGAGAACAGGGGGGCGUAAUGGGCAGUCUGUUGCACAGGCCAGGGAUGAGGUUGCAGUGAGGCACCCUCCUGUACCAAACUUUGGAGACCUCGCAGGUGUGGGCAUGAUGGGGCCGAUGCCUCAGCAAGGGACCUGGUGCUGUGUUUCUACUCCUGUGAGCCUCCUGGGUUAACCUUUGCCCCACUUGUAAAAACACCAGCACUAGGGGCAGGGAAAGCUGGAGAAUGGGGCUCUGAUGGACACAAGAUUCCAGGUUUUUGUUAACAGAUUCAUUUUGCCCUUGGGGUUAGGGUGGGUGACUUCCGUGUGGGUGAUGUCAGCAUCUCUAUCCCCCAUGGGAAGCCUGCAAGGAUCUGGAGCAUUUCCUUUCCCCGAACUUGAAGUCCUGGGAUGUGUCCGUGCUUGAUCUCGUGUGUCUUGUCCUGUGUUCGUCUUCUGUAGCUUUGCCCCUGUGAGGACUGGGGUGGGGUAGCCCCGGCAUCUCAGACAUGGCUUCAGACUCGCUGUGGGAGUGGCUCCUUCUGGAUGUCAUCCCCCACGAUGAAGAUAAGCCCCCCACACCUCACUGCUGCUGUCAUUAAUGCUGUGCUCACAACCUUGUCCGGUAUUUUCAGGAUGUCAGACUGCUAUAGAUGACUCAAUAAAUGUCUUAUCAUUUUUCCUUGUGGCUGUAACAUGGAGGAAGGGGAGGGCAGGGAAGAGGUGGUAUAGGAGGGGUCUCCUCUAAGAUCUGUUCACUCAAGAGUAAACAGACUGUAGACUGUGACUCAGACUACAAGGGGGGUGUCCAAAGGAGAGAGCUGAGCACAGGCCUGAAUGUGCUCAGACGGAAUCGGAAAA